Oryzias latipes (Japanese medaka) is the source of this 2084-nucleotide messenger RNA. RefSeq names its product boule homolog, RNA binding protein (gene boll). Gene Ontology annotation, cellular component: cytoplasm. The record is from RefSeq and is marked provisional. Gene Ontology annotation, biological process: positive regulation of translational initiation; 3'-UTR-mediated mRNA stabilization. Gene Ontology annotation, molecular function: translation activator activity; mRNA 3'-UTR binding. Lineage: Eukaryota; Metazoa; Chordata; Actinopteri; Beloniformes; Adrianichthyidae.
GACCCGGGGAGCUGCUGAAGUUCGGUCCAAAUUCGCCUCAUCUGGUCAGGAACCGUUCGUGACGCCGGAACACGCAUUCAUGGACGCUCAGAACCGGAACCGGGCGCAUUCAUCUCGCAGCAGCAGCAGCUUCUUCUCCGAUGCAGACAGACACGCCCACCUCCUGAUGGGCCACGCCCCCGGGACCAUCAUCCCCAACCGGAUCUUUGUGGGAGGAGUCGACUACAAGGUGACGGAGAACCACCUGCACCACAUCUUCUCUCACUACGGGACGGUGACGGAGGUGAAGAUCGUCACCAACCGCUCUGGGAUGUCCAAAGGAUACGGGUUCGUCACCUUUGAAGCUCCAGAAGACGUGGUGAACAUCCUCAGCAAGGCUAACAGGAUCUGCUACAGAGACAAGAAGUUCUCCAUCAGUCAAGCCGUCCAGAAGAGCCAGGCUCCAGGACCGGGUUCCAUUGUCCACAAGCCCUUCAUCCACCACGACCCCACCUGUGACACCGUCUACCUGACCACGCCUGCAGGCUUUCCCUACACCUUCCACAACGGCGUGGCCUACUUCAACUGUCCCGCCAUGAACCAGGCAGCCCGCCAAUGGUCUCCUCCUCAGAGCUUCCCUCAGCAUCUCCAGUGGAACGCUGUGCAGGUGCAGGCGCCCUCCACCGCCGUCCUCUACUCCCAGCAGGCGGAGUUUCUUUACCAGCAGGCCGAUGGCGCCUCCUUCCUGCCCUACCUGCCCGUCAUGGAGGAUGCUGCUGCUCAGAUGUUAGAACCGACCGUGUCUGCAGUCUAUCAGGGAAGCUCAGCUCUGGUUCUGCAGCACGACCCGGUCAAGAGUCGUAUGCUGCCCCCCCCUCAAGGUCAUCGAAGGUCAAAGUUCAGACACUUCAUUUCCCCCAAGAAGUUCUUCCACCCCCCUGAAUCCACUGACGUCUUCUGCACUCCUCAUCCUCUUAUGUAGACGGGAAGGAAGCCCCGCCCACUGCCGUCGCUGUGCCUUCUCACAACCUUCUGCUGCCACUCUGAUUUCUGCCUCAGAUCCAUGGACAAACGUCUCCUCAGGUGUUUCAGCAGCGGCUGCAGACCGAACCAUCUAAAGACCGUUUCCCUGAUGGACAAACGUCUCCUCAGGUGUUUCAGCAGCGGCUGCAGACCGAACCUUCUAAAGACAGUUUCCCUGAUGGACAAACGUCUCCUCAGGUGUUUCAGCAGCGGCUGCAGACCGAACCAUCUAAAGACCGUUUCCCUGAUGGACAAACGUCUCCUCAGGUGUUUCAGCAGCGGCUGCAGACCAAACCAUCUAAAGACCGUUUCCCUGAUGGACAAACGUCUCCUCAGGUGUUUCAGCAGCGGCUGCAGACCGAACCAUCUAAAGACCGUUUCCCUGAUGGACAAACGUCUCCUCAGGUGUUUCAGCAGCGGCUGCAGACCGAACCAUCUAAAGACCGUUUCCCUGAUGGACAAACGUCUCCUCAGGUGUUUCAGCAGCGGCUGCAGACCAAACCUUCUAAAGACAGUUUCCCUGAUGGACAAACGUCUCCUCAGGUGUUUCAGCAGCAGCUUUGUUUGCUUCAUCUGAUCCUCACUGUGGAUUCUCCUGAACUCCCAGCAUGCAUCAGCAUGAAGGAUCCAGUUUGCUGCCGUGGGGCUUUAGGCUGGUUCUUGGUUCUGAUUGAUCAGUCUGGACCGCAGGUGUAAGGUCCAGAUCCUUCUGAAGAACCUUUUUUUGUCUCUUUAGAUGUGAAGCCAGCUCUAGCUUGUUUUUUAAUGUUUGAGGUGAAUCCAUGGUUAACUUUAAUGUUCUCAAAGUUUGAGUUAUUUAGCAUUUGUGUCUGGAGGCGGAGCUUACCACCAACCAGGACGAAGUUCUGCAGAAGGUCAGAACUCGGAUGGUUCAGAAAAAGUUUUCCUUCAAAGUUCCAACGUGAGAACGCUGUGUGUAAAGUUACAGCCCAAAGUCUUCACGUGUUUUUAUUCUGUGGUUAAACGUCAAGGGUCAUUUGGAUCACCUGACCUUGUGCGUUUUGAUCUUAAGAUUCUGACGUUUGAUGAUAAAAAUGGAAUAAAACUUUCUGCUGGUUCAG